Zonotrichia albicollis (white-throated sparrow) is the source of this 4936-nucleotide messenger RNA. Lineage: Eukaryota; Metazoa; Chordata; Aves; Passeriformes; Passerellidae. The record is from RefSeq and is a predicted model, not a curated record.
CCUUGAGAUCAGAGCUAACUGUGGCUGCUGCUGUCUUAGUGCUGUUGGUGAUUGUGAUAAUUUCACUGAUUGUCCUGGUCAUCAUAUGGAAACAGAAGCCCAGGUAUGAGAUCAGAUGGAGAGUCAUUGAGUCCAUCAGCCCUGAUGGCCACGAGUACAUUUAUGUGGACCCAAUGCAACUGCCUUAUGACUCCAGAUGGGAGUUUCCUCGAGAUGGGUUAGUGCUUGGUCGGAUCCUUGGUUCGGGUGCAUUUGGAAAAGUGGUUGAAGGGACUGCAUAUGGAUUGAGUCGCUCCCAACCGGUGAUGAAAGUAGCUGUGAAAAUGCUGAAACCUACUGCUAGAUCCAGUGAAAAACAGGCACUCAUGUCUGAAUUGAAGAUAAUGACACAUCUUGGCCCCCACCUGAAUAUUGUGAAUCUGCUUGGAGCUUGUACAAAAUCAGGUCCUAUUUACAUCAUUACUGAAUACUGUUUUUAUGGCGAUCUGGUGAACUACCUGCAUAAGAAUAGGGACAAUUUCCUGAACCGACACCCCGAAAAGCCCAAAAAAGACUUGGAUAUCUUUGGGAUGAACCCCGCUGAUGAAAGCACAAGAAGUUAUGUGAUACUAUCGUUUGAAAACACUGGAGAAUACAUGGACAUGAAACAAGCUGAUACCACUCAGUAUGUGCCAAUGCUGGAAAGGAAGGAGGGCUCUAAAUACUCUGAUAUUCAGAGAUCUGUGUAUGAUCGGCCUGCUUCCUAUAAGAAGAAAUCCAUGUCAGAAUCAGAAGUCAAAAACCUUCUUUCAGAUGACAGUUCAGAGGGCCUCAGCCUAUUGGAUUUGCUAAGCUUCACCUACCAGGUUGCACGGGGAAUGGAAUUCUUGGCUUCUAAAAAUUGUGUGCACCGUGACUUGGCUGCUCGUAAUGUCCUCCUGGCUCAAGGAAAAAUUGUGAAGAUCUGUGACUUUGGGCUGGCUAGAGACAUCAUGCAUGAUUCCAACUAUGUCUCCAAGGGCAGUACUUUCCUCCCAGUAAAAUGGAUGGCACCUGAAAGUAUUUUUGACAACCUGUACACAACAUUAAGUGAUGUCUGGUCUUAUGGCAUUCUGCUGUGGGAAAUAUUUUCUCUUGGUGGCACACCUUAUCCUGGCAUGAUGGUUGAUUCUACUUUCUACAAUAAGAUCAAGAGUGGAUACCGAAUGGCCAAACCUGAUCAUGCCACCAAUGAAGUGUAUGAGAUUAUGGUGAAGUGCUGGAACAGUGAACCAGAGAAAAGACCUUCUUUCUACCAUUUGAGUGAAAUUGUGGAGAGCUUGCUGCCUGGAGAGUACAAAAAGAGCUAUGAGAAGAUUCAUCUGGACUUCCUGAAAAGUGAUCACCCAGCUGUCACACGCAUGAGAGGGGACUCUGACAAUGCUUACAUUGGUGUAACUUACAAGAAUGAAGACAAGCUAAAGGACAGGGAGAGUGGAUUUGACGAGCAGAGGCUGAGUGCUGACAGUGGAUACAUCAUUCCCCUGCCUGACAUUGACCCUGUUUCUGAAGAUGAGCUUGGCAAAAGGAACAGACACAGUUCACAGACAUCUGAAGAAAGUGCCAUUGAAACUGGUUCCAGUAGCUCCACCUUCAUCAAGAGAGAGGACGAGACCAUUGAGGACAUUGACAUGAUGGACGACAUUGGCAUCGACUCCUCAGACCUGGUGGAGGACAGCUUCCUGUAAGGCACGGCCGCCCGCCAGCUCUGCACACAGGGAACCUUCCCCAGCUCUCCACAGACUUCUGCUCCACACAGAAAACCACUUUAUUGCAACGUCAAGGAUGUGAAGAGGAGGUGGAUUUGUAGAAAGGAACGCCUAGGAAUGGGCAGAGGACUCAGCCUGAGUAUAAAUGAAAGAGACAUGUUGAAGAUGGAUAUUUUAGUGUUGCUUCUUGCAGUACUUCAGUAGCAUCUCAGUGUUGUUUGCCAUUCCAGCUGGUAGGAGGAUGAAGAGAAAGGCCACAAACAGACUGGUUUUGUGUUUCAAGGGCAUUCAUAUGACUUUGAUGGAUCAAUUUUCCACUGCAGCAAUACUUCACCAUUGUAAUUAUGUAAAUAACUGACUACUCAAGGAUCUUUUGAGGUGCACAUUGAACAAAUGCCAUGGAUUUUAGAAGAGGUCAUUCAUGAAUUCUGUGUACUUCCUCCCUCAAUCUCAAUGUCAGCUGCUGUUGAACUAUCAUGUGAAUUGAAGAACAUGUGAAAACCACUUUUGGACCUAAAAGGUCUAAAACCACAAGGGACUGACCAGUACUAUAAAACAUGUUACUUUCCACCAUUAAUGCAAGUAAAGGGGAAUAAUAAUGAUAAUAAUAAUAAUAAUAAUGAUAAUUAAAAUUCAGUCUAUAAUAGAUGUUAGAAACCUAGUAAGUCUUUAUUAACUAUAGAAGGUAGCUGUUUUCAAAAUAAUACUACUACUGUUUUCAGUAACACUAAAUGUAUAUUUUACAAUCCAUUGUCCUUCAGUAAAAGCACAAUAUCAAAACACUUUUUUAAGUUCAGGGGAGAAAUUUCCAGCCCCAAAAAUUUUAUGAAUUUUUUUUUUUAUCUACACCGAAUAGUAAUUGUUUUGGUUAGCUAAAACUACUUUAACAUGGAGAAAAAAUUUAAGAUUUUUUUCUUUCAUGAGCUGAGUAGCUUUUCUAAUCAGAUGUACUAGAAGCAAUUAGUUUUCCUCUGAUUAAGUGGGGUCCUAAAAAUUUCAAUUAAAAAAAAUUAUACCAGAUUUCUAAGAUGCUGGAGAAUGGAAGAUUAUGAUAAACCACCAGCAAUACCUCAUUAUUAGUGUUUCAUGGUACUCAAAAGAAAUCUUAUCCUGAGGUUAGCUGUGAAGAAUUGAUUUGAUAUUUAAACUGUUCAAGAAACAAAGAUAUUUCUCCUAGCCUGAAAUGCAACUUCAAAUAAGCAAAAAUAAAUAUGCAGAAAAUAUUCUUGUCUUAGUUUUCAAAUUUAAACAGGAGCAAAAAUCUCGACCAUCUUUGCAGACUGUAACUACAAAAGGUAAAUGCUUUGAGGAGUGUUUUUUGGAAAAAAGUGCAUGAAAAUGAAUCUGCUCUCAGCCUGCAAUUGUUGAUUUUUGACACCACUUAUAUGAACAAAGUAUUAUGAUUACUGCUAUCACUGUACAAUGUGUUAUUGAGAUAUGACGCUUUGAAAGACUUACAUGUGAAAAAUAUUAUAUCACUGCCAAGGGCUCAAUCCUUUCUGGUACUCAGCUUUCAAACUUUGCCUUAAUUCAGUGCAAUGAGCACCUCGCAGGAUAUGCCCAACCUCUGCUACGAUCCAACCAAUGCAAAUGUGGUGCAAACUCAUCCCUGUGUUGAAGUAUUUUCCUAGGAAGUGUGAAAGAGUGACUGACAGAACAUGCUCCCAUGUUAAACCACAGUUUACCUUCAAAUAGCCCUACAAAAAGCUUCGUAAGUCCCCUUGACUUCACUUGUGGACAGCUACAGAUCAAACAAAAGCAAAUGCAAUUUUGGCAGUGUUACAGUGUGGGACACUGCACAAAUCAUUCUGGGUCUGAGUUUCAAGCUGUCACCUGGCUGAGGCCAUGCACAAGAUCACAGCAAAUGUGGAAACAGGACCUGAAGCAAGCCCCCCACAUUUCAACCCCGAUGAAAGCUGACAAUCAGGAGGAAUGGUGAUUGAUGGUGCAUCCUCUACUUCUUGCAUUUGACAGAUCAAGAACAAGUGUCUUCCUGGGACCAUGCUUUUGCCAAACACUGAGCUCUGUAUGGGGACAACUGUGAAACAUAGACUCUUGGUACAGCCAGGACAGAUGAGAUGGUGUGAAAUCUCCCUCCAGUUAUGAACCAUGAAUUGAGGAAAUGCAAAUUGUCUAUGGAUAUCCCAGAUACCUGAAUGGCCACUCGAGAUGACAUGUGCCUUAAUUUGCAUGCGUGGUCUUUACAACUACACAUUCAAAUUAGGCAAGAUUCACCUGCGUUUUUGCACAUGGCCUGGUGUUCUUCAGGGUUUGAAAAUCAGCCCCAGCAUGUUUUAUUAUGUCAGUUACUGGAAUCUAAGGACAUUUUCAUGCAGCUUUGCCUUCCCCUCACCAGCCUCAUUCUGCAUCUCACAGUGCAUCUCAGGCUAGACUCAGCCAAUGAACCAGAGCUGGCUCACUUUCUGGUACAUGAUAAUGUUAAUUCCCCAUCUUGUCAUGAGUAUUGUACAGAUCAAUUGCAUCCCUGGCAGGGGUCUAGCCAAACCCAGCUCACUGCAGGCUUGGAAUCAGACAAGCUGGCCUGGAAACUGGAAUGAGAAGAAGAGGAAGAGAGAGGAUUUAUUAGAGAGGGAGAAGUGUGAAAGGAUGAGAAUGAAUUGUUUAGUUUCACAAUAUUAUCAGUAUUACAGACUUUUUUUUUUUAUGGCUUACUUUUUGAGAAGCCACUGGAAGAGGUAUUCCCAAACCUUUUGCUACAGUAAUUGUAUAACGACAAUCAGUGUUAUCCUACAAAAUGCAGCUUUUGAUUUGGAAUGGCCAACCAAUUCCUUACAGCGUGGUCUGCGACUUGUACAAAAUGGUCCUAUUACAUGAUGAAGGAUGUGAGAUAUGAUGAUGUUAUACAUCAAUAUGUAUAUAAGUAUUUUUAUAUAGACUUCUAGAAUACUGCCAAAACAUUUAUGACAGCUAUAUCACUGCCUUUGUUUAUAUUUUUUUACUGUGAUAUAUUCCACAGGCACGUUAACUGUUGCACUUUGAAUGUCCAAAAGUUAUAUUUUAGAAUAACAAAAAAGGAAGUGUUUCCAAAAUGAUGGCUGUUGUGAAAUGUUUGAAGAAGGGCAAACUGGCCUGAAUGAUGGUAGGCACAAAAUGUAUUUCAAAAAUGCCCCUGUUGAUAUUUUGUCUUUGAAAAAACCUUGUAAAUGAAGAUCUUUAUAUUUCAAUAAAUGAUAUAUAAUUUAAGGAUA